GCAUAUCAACAUAAUCUUUACUUUUAAUUAUUGUUUACCAAUUUCAUAUUUAUAGUUUAUUUAAACAUUGCAUUCAUUCAAUCAUAAAUGCGAUUUAAUAUAAAGAUGCAAAUCAAAUUCUUGUAUUGAAGAAAAAUGAAAUCAUGGAAAUAGAGCAAUGCUAGGAUUACCCGAAUCGGUUGAUAAAAUUGCUGGACGUUCAGAAACAACAGUAUUUAAAGAUGCCAAGAUUUACCAAGCAAAAGCUAGUGCUGACUGUGGCAUCAGUUGCUUUAUUAGUGUAUUGCUUUCGGAACUGGGAACCUUUGAAAAGAGUAGAUUCAAAUAUUCGAAAUGACAAAUAUAAAACUGUAUCAAGGAUUAAAAAAAAUACAGAAAAUAAAUCAAUUGAAUUAGAUAUGGAAGCAUUCAAACAAUCUAGAACCAGGACAGUCUUUUACAAUCGUGUCGGAAAGUGUGGAAGUAGAGCUCUUAUGGCGUUAGUUAAUCAUCUGUCUGGUCGCAACAAUUUUUGGGUCCAGGAAUCACUGGUAACGGCAGUUGAACAUCCAGGUGUUUAUGAGUCUUUGCAAGAAAUGAUGACGAUUAAUAACCUUGUUCCACCCUCGUUUUACAACAGGCAUAUUCAUUAUUUAGAUUUUAAACGAUAUCAUCUCAAGAAGCCUAUUUAUAUUAACAUGAUACGAGACCCGAUUGAAAGAUUUGCUUCUCAUUAUAAUUAUCUCAAAUACGGAGACCUUCAGGGCGAAGUAAAAACUGGUUCGCAAUCUGACUUGGAAGAUAUAAACGAUUGUGUAGACAAAAGUGUUGGAGUCUGUGAUCCUAAUUCUGAAAUGAUGUUUUACAUAGGAUUGUAUUUUUGUGGUGUGCAUGAUCCUCCAUGUUUACAACCGGAUGAACAUAAGAGAGUUGAAAUUGCAACAACACACAUUGACGAAGACUAUUUGUUCGUGGGUAUCUUAGAAGAAUUUGAAACAACUCUUUUACUAUUAGAAAAAUUGUUGCCGGGGUAUUUCACAGGGGUGAUGAAAGUACGCGCUUUUCAAAAUUUUCAGCAACGAAAAAAUGAGACCGCAACUAGAAAGCAAGAUUUUCUUACAGACAAAUCUAGAGAAAAGUUACGAACGAUUAAUAUGGUGGAUGAAUAUAAAGUUUAUUUCCACGUUAAAGAAAAAUUUAACAAAUUGAAGCAAAAAUUUGGCAUUUCUUGAUGUCGUGUAUUAUAAUAAAAAGUUUUGUUGUUGCUAGAAAUGUUAUCUUUAUAAAUUUCACGUACUUAUUAAAUGCUAUGCAUCUCUUGAAUGUUAAUUUCGUGUGCAAAUAGUGCAAAGCUUAUUUCAUAUGGACCUUAACGGUCUGGAAUAAUAAAUGGAUUGAAAUAUUUA
Styela clava is the source of this 1385-nucleotide messenger RNA. Its product is annotated as uronyl 2-sulfotransferase-like. The record is from RefSeq and is a predicted model, not a curated record. Gene Ontology annotation, cellular component: membrane. Gene Ontology annotation, molecular function: sulfotransferase activity. NCBI's taxonomy places the organism in Eukaryota, Metazoa, Chordata, Ascidiacea, Stolidobranchia, Styelidae.